GACUGAAGAGGGUAUGGCCAUGGCCACAGCUCGAAAGCGAGCCUGGCCCCCUUGGCCCCCUCUCCUGUUCCUGUUCCUUCUGCCCGGAGGGAGCUGUGGUGGGUGCCCUGCUGUCUGUGACUGCACCUCACAGCCCCGAGCAGUGUUUUGUGCCCAUCGGCGAUUGGAGGCUGUGCCUGGAGGACUCCCACUGGACACUGAGCUCCUGGACCUGAGUGGGAAUCGCCUGUGGGGACUUCAGCGUGGCAUGCUCUCCCGCCUGGGCCUGCUCCGGGAGCUAGACCUCAGCUACAACCAGCUGUCCAGCCUGGAACCCGGAGCCUUCCAUGGCCUCCAAAGCUUACUCACCCUGAGGCUGCAGGGCAAUCGGCUACGAAUCAUGGGGCCUGGGAGCUUCUCAGGCCUACCAGCCCUCAGGCUGCUGGACCUUCGCCUCAACCAGAUUGUCCUAUUCCUUGACGGAGCCUUUGGGGAGCUGGGCAGCCUUCAGCAGCUGGAGGUUGGGGACAACCACCUGGUGUUUGUGGCUCCAGGAGCCUUUGCAGGGCUGGCCAAGCUGAGCACCCUCACACUGGAGCGCUGUAACCUCAGCACAGUGCCCGGCCCAGCCCUGGCCCGCCUCCCGACACUGGUGGCCCUCAGGCUUCGAGAACUGGACAUCAGGAGGCUGCCAGCCGGGGCACUCCGGGGCCUGGGGCAGCUCAAGGAGCUGGAGAUCCACCACUGGCCAUCUCUAGAGGCCCUGGAGCCUGGGAGCCUGGCAGGGCUCAAUCUUAGCAACCUGGCCAUCACCCGCUGCAAUCUGAGCUCCGUGCCCUUCCAAGCGCUCCAUCACCUGAGCUUCCUCAGGGUCCUGGAUCUAUCUCAGAACCCCAUCUCAGCCAUCCCAGCCCGAAGGCUCAGUCCUCUGGUGCGGCUCCAGGAGCUCCGCAUGUCUGGCGCAUGCCUCACCUCCAUCGCCGCCCAUGCCUUCCACGGCCUGACCGCCUUCCACCUCCUGGAUGUGGCAGAUAACGCUCUUCAGACCCUAGAGGAGACAGCCUUCCCUGCUCCAGACAAACUGGUCACGCUGAGGCUGUCCGGCAACCCCCUGACCUGUGACUGUCGCCUCCUCUGGCUGCUACGGCUCCGCCGCCGCCUGGACUUUGGCGCGUCGCCCCCAGCCUGUGCAGGCCCCCGGCAUGUGCAGGGGAAGAGCCUGAGGGAGUUUUCAGACAUCCUACCUCCAGGGCACUUCACCUGCCAACCAGCCCUGAUCCGAAAGUCCGGGCCGCGAUGGGUCAUCGCAGAGGAGGGGGGGCAUGCCGUUUUCUCGUGCUCCGGAGACGGAGACCCAGCCCCAACUGUCUCCUGGAUGAGGCCACAGGGGGCUUGGCUGGGAAGGGCUGGGAGAGUGAGGGUCCUAGAGGAUGGGACGCUGGAGAUCCGCUCAGUGCAGCUACAGGACAGGGGAGCCUACAUCUGCGUGGUCAGCAAUGUUGCUGGGAAUGACUCCCUGAAGACCUGGCUAGAAGUAAUCCAAGUGGAACCGCCAAAUGGCACCCUCUCUGACCCCAAUAUCACCAUGCCAGCUAUCCCAGGGCCCUUCUUCCUAGACAGCAGGGGGGUCGCUAUGGUGCUGGCAGUGGGCUUCCUUCCCUUCCUCACCUCCGUGACCCUCUGCUUUGGCCUCAUUGCCCUCUGGAGCAAGGGCAAAGGCCGGGUCAAACAUCACAUGAACUUUGACUUUGUGGCCCCUCGGCCCUCUGGGGAUAAGAACUCUGGGGGUAACCGGGUCACUGCCAAGCUCUUCUGACCUUUCCUUCCAUGGUGGAAUUCCAGCCAAGGUACCAGAAGGGAAGAAAACCACGGCUCCUUGGACCAGAAGCUAGUCCAACACUCGCCUGCCUCGUGCCAGCAGCUAAGGAUGGUCUGUCUCCCCCUGCUUUUGCAGUUUGAGGGUCCCAGGGAGCAGAAGAUACAGAUCCGCAGUCAGCCCAGCCCUCCCCAACCACCCUUCCCCCAACAAAGCAGGAAACAUCCCCAAGGGUCCAGUCUACUUGCUCGCACUUAUGCCCUUUAACAAUCACUACCAGCUGCCAACCACAGCUAUAAGAUUAUUGCAGAGGUGGGGCUAGGAAGUGCCGCUUCCUUCUCAGUGUUUCUGCUCCUCAACCAGCCAGUCUCCCUCUUUUUUUCUGCUCUGUCCCCUCCCCAGGCACAAGGAACUAGGGCCAAGGACCUUAGGGUAGGAAGAUGUGAAUGUGCGAUAGCGGUGGUGGUGGUGGGGAGGUCACACAACACAUUGGCGCUAUGUCUGCAUGAGCCUCCAAUACCUGUCCCAUCUGUCACAUCAUUAAA
Messenger RNA from Neogale vison (American mink), 2340 nucleotides. It is a transcript of the gene LINGO4, whose product is annotated as leucine rich repeat and Ig domain containing 4. Gene Ontology annotation, molecular function: protein binding. The record is from RefSeq and is a predicted model, not a curated record. The transcript has a single exon. The coding region runs from base 14 to 1795 and encodes 593 amino acids. NCBI's taxonomy places the organism in Eukaryota, Metazoa, Chordata, Mammalia, Carnivora, Mustelidae.